Molecule: messenger RNA, 1515 nt
Organism: Alternaria atra
Lineage: Eukaryota; Fungi; Ascomycota; Dothideomycetes; Pleosporales; Pleosporaceae
Exons: 1
Coding region: 1-1515 (504 amino acids)
Biological process (GO): carboxylic acid metabolic process
Molecular function (GO): carbon-carbon lyase activity; pyridoxal phosphate binding
Source: RefSeq, a predicted model, not a curated record
AUGGAGGUCACAGAUAACGAGCUGUUCCAAAGGCUCUCUGCUGCAAUCGCAAAGAUACACUCAGGUCCUCCGCCUGCUGAUGUCCUUCCAUCCACCGCUACAUUGAAUAGCGCUCGCUCCAAGCUUCAAUCCCACCUCCCCAGCCAAGGUGUUGGGCUCGAAGAAAGCAUACGGCACCUACAAGAAGACCUCGCCCCAGCCUUCAACGGCUCUUCUCGCUCGCCAAACUACUACGGCUUUGUGACAGGUGGCACAACACCAGCAGCACUCCUUGCCGACAAUCUGGUCUCAGCAUAUGACCAGAACGUACAAGUUCAUCUGCCGAAUGAGACCAUUGCCACAGAUGUAGAGGAUCGAGCCCUUUCUCUACUAUGCGAAUUGCUCAACUUCGAACCAGAGCAGUGGCCGCAUCGCAUAUUCACUACGGGCGCGACAUCAGCGAAUAUCCUAGGUCUGGCAUGUGGACGAGAGUACGUGAUUGCAGAAGCCUCAGCGCAUCGUACAGAUGCAGAAAUCAGCAUUGGCGAGCUUGGUAUUGUUGAAGCUAUGCGGAAAGCUGGGAUUGACGAUAUCCAGAUAUUGACUACGGUACCGCACUCUUCGCUGGGAAAAGCGGCGGGUAUACUAGGUCUUGGGCGGGCGAGCGUCAGAUGUCUGGGGCAAUCUGAAGCACCACACAAGUUUGACAUGCAGCUGCUCAAGAAGUCACUUGAGCAGCCUGGUGCAGCGUCCAUCGUUGCUAUUUCUGCGUCGGAAGUCAACACAGGAGCCUUCGCAACCUCAGGCCUAGAAGAGAUGCAAGAGAUAAGGAAGCUGUGUGACAUGUAUGGAGCGUGGAUACAUGUCGAUGGUGCGUUUGGGCUCUUCGGCCGUCUCUUGACAUCAUCGACAUACUCUUCGAUUACCCAGGCUUGCGAAGGACUUGAACUUGCAGACUCAAUCACAGGCGACGCACACAAGCUACUCAAUGUACCAUAUGACUGUGGUUUCUUUCUCUCUCGACACCGCAGCAUCGCUGAACGCGUGUUCCAAAACCCCAACGCUGCAUACCUGGCUUCUGGAAACGAUACGAGUGCCAUCAUGUCGCCACUAAACAUCGGACUUGAGAACUCACGACGCUUCAGGGCGUUACCGGUAUACGCCAACCUUGUUGCGUAUGGUAAAGAGGGUUAUCGUGCGAUGUUGGAAAGACAGAUAGAACUUUCACGAGGGAUUGCAAGAUAUAUUCUGGAAAGCGAUGGAUAUGAGCUCCUGCCUAAGAGCAAUGGUUCUCAUGAAGAUGUCUUGAAAGGUAUCUAUAUCAUUGUACUAUUCCGUGCAAAAGAUGAAGAAAUCAAUAAGCAACUGGUCAACAAAAUCAAGGCCACGAGGAAGAUAUAUGUGUCAGGGACAGCAUGGAAUGGGAAGCCAGCAUGUAGAUUCGCAGUCUCAAACUGGAUGACAAACGUUGAGAGGGAUUUGCCCAUCGUUGAACAAGUGUUGCAAGAUAUAGUAUCAGGGAACGAAGGUAGAUAG